Fimicolochytrium jonesii is the source of this 2123-nucleotide messenger RNA. Its product is annotated as WD40-repeat-containing domain protein. The record is from RefSeq and is a predicted model, not a curated record. NCBI's taxonomy places the organism in Eukaryota, Fungi, Chytridiomycota, Chytridiomycetes, Spizellomycetales, Powellomycetaceae. The transcript is spliced from 5 exons. Gene Ontology annotation, molecular function: protein binding. The coding region runs from base 133 to 2085 and encodes 650 amino acids.
CGCUCCCUCCCCGCUCCCCUUUGAGGACAACAACAAUUGCGGCCUUUCCCCACCAACUACCAUAUGUAGUCCCAUCGCUGCUUUUCUUGCUAGCUCGCUUGGUGCACAGCAGCUGACGCACUUGCACUUGCAAUGGCCACUCCCGCAGGCGCACCAACUACCUCCUUGUCCACAAGGAGUAUCGCCGCCGCCGCCGACACUGACACCGACGACGAGGGCUUUGACGAACUGUGUCUAUUACCUUCUCACCAUAACAGCAACAGCGACAGUACCAACAACAACAAAAGCGAGCAGUCGCCCUCUUACUCGGAAAACAGCUGGAAGUCGACUCAUGGCCUUCCACCUACUUCCGUAUCUUUCGCCACUUGGUCUGAAAUAGAGCGCGCUGAAUUCGCAUUUGCUCUCCUCCAAACCCUUUCGGCCCCUCUCCUGGGCUCCAUCUCCCGCCGCAUCCAGCCUCUCCUCGCCCGUGACUUUAUCGCCCGUCUUCCACUUGAAAUCGCUGCUCACAUCCUCAGCUACACGAACCCACGGACGCUAGUCCGCGUCGCACGCGUCUCGUCGGAAUGGAGGGCUGUAGCAUACGAUAACUCCGUCUGGCAUAGCUUGUAUGUAGGCAAAGGGUGGAAGAUCAGCGAUAACUACCUCAAUGAGAGGGUUCGCUGGAGCAAUGACGUUGAGCGGCGGAGGCUGAGGAAGGAGAGCCGAAGGGCACACGGGAGGAAAAAGAAAGAUGACCUGAUGGACGAAUUCCAGAAUGUGAAGAUUUGCGAUUCGGCAGGUGAUCAUAUCGGCGUCGCCCGAACCUACAGCAACACUCGUAGCACUAGUAGUAGUAGCAGCAGUAGCAGCGAUAGCGAAACCGAUCACGAGGAGCCAGCAGCGUCGACAACGGCACUCGCAGCAGAGCAACCCUCCUCAACAUCCCUUCUCAAACCUCGCUCAUCACUCUCAUCCCUCAUCGACCGCGGCACCAUCCCCUCCCCCUUCGGCCGCCCCCAAAGCCGACUCUCCACCGCCAGCCACUUCUCCCAUACCUCCUCCUCAACCCCCUUAAUCCCCUGGCGCGAGAUCUACCAUCAACGCCACAACCUUGCCCAAAACUGGCUCCACAACCGCUGCAGCACCACCGUUUUCCAGGGGCACACCGAGGCCGUGUACUGCCUCCAAUUCGAUUCGCGGAAGAUCGUUUCGGGGUCGAGGGAUAAAACGCUGAAGAUAUGGGAUACCCGGUCGGGACAUUGUAAGGCCACGUUGAGGGGACAUACCGGGUCCGUAUUGUGUCUGCAAUACAAUGAAAACAUCAUCGUCUCCGGCUCUUCGGAUUGGAGCAUGAUCGUGUGGGACGUGCGGAGUGGCAGGAUGUUGCGGACGAUGACGGGACAUAUGGAGAGUGUGCUGAAUUUGAGGUUUGAUGAGAAGUGGGUGGUUAGUUGUAGUAAAGAUACGACUGUCAAGGUGUGGGAUCUGGAGUCGGGAAAGCUGGUGAGGACGAUGGUGGGGCAUCGGGCGGCGGUUAAUGCGGUGCAGAUGAAGGGGAGGGUGGUUGUUUCUGCGUCUGGAGACCGCUCCAUCAAACUAUGGGACCUCCACACCGGCGCCCACCUCAAAACCCUCCUCGGCCACACCCGCGGCAUCGCGUGCAUUCAAUUCGACGGGGAUCUCAUCGUCUCCGGGUCUUCAGACAGCACAAUAAAACUUUGGUCAGCCCCCACCGGCACCCUUCUCCGCACCAUCGACGGGCACACCUCCCUCGUCCGCACCCUCCAAUUCGACGACACCCGGAUCGUUUCGGGGAGCUAUGACGAGACUAUCAAAGUCUGGGAUUUGAAGACGGGGGAGCUUCUUCUGGAUUUGUGUGGGGGUGGGAAUCUGGGGGCGACGAGGAUGGGAGUGGAGGGCGCGGGUGGGAUUACGACUGUGGGGGCGGCGGCGACGAAUGUGGGGACGACGCCGACCCGCGCGCAUUCUGGCCGCGUGUUCAAACUUGCGUUUGACGAGACGCGGAUCGUUAGUUGUAGUCAGGACCAGACCAUCAUCGUCUGGGACUUUGCCAAGGGCGUUGAUUCGCGAUACUUUGUCUAGGACGGUCUGCGAACGCUUUCAACGAGCACCCCGAUACC